AUGGUUUUUGUCCAAGAGACCAAGAUUCAAAACCCAUAUGAUGGGUUGUAUGAGAAAAUUUGGCUAAAGGAAAGUGUCCAAGGUAGAGCAGUAAAGUCAAAAGGGAGAGCAGGUGGUCUGUUAUGCAUAUGGCAGGAGGGGUUUUUUAAGGUUAAAGAGGUUAUCUCCCAUAAACAUUAUCUGCUUUUGAUUGGUAUCGCAAGAGGAAUUAGGACCAAAAUGGGCUUUGGAAAUGUGUACGCCUCAAAUGAUGAAGAAGAGCGAAAUGUGGUUUGGCAUGAAUUAAGUCAAAUCAUUGCAGAUGGAGAUAUAAGUUGGGUCUUGGGGGGUGAUUUCAAAAGCGUAAGGAAUGAAGAAAAGAGGAUUGGCAGGGGAGAAGUAAACAGGACAGCAACGAGCUUUGAUCAUUUUAUUAAUGAAGUUGGCCUUAUUGAUCUUUCAUUGGCAGGCAGUAAAUUCACAUGGUGUAAUAACAAGGAAGAACCCGCUUUCAACAAACUUGAUAGGUUUCUGAUUGAUGCAGAUUUGCUGGAGAUGGAUGAGACAAUGAUACAAAGAUGCUUACCAAUCUCAAUAUCGGAUCAUAAUCCGAUUAUCAUUGGCCCAGGCAAGGUGUGUUGGGGACCAAAACCAUUCAAAUUCUUUAACCGUUGGAUGGAGGAAGAGAGUUUUAAUGUGGUAAUGAAGGACUACUGGAUAAAUAAGAGAAGAGAAAAUGAGGAAAGAAAGGGCUUUGGAGGAAGUUGA
Molecule: messenger RNA, 747 nt
Organism: Theobroma cacao (cacao)
Lineage: Eukaryota; Viridiplantae; Streptophyta; Magnoliopsida; Malvales; Malvaceae
Source: RefSeq, a predicted model, not a curated record